UAGCACAAGGAGGGUCUUGACGACCGUGACGAUGCAAAGGGCUGCACGUGGCGAAUGGCCAUCCGCGACGGGGCGCGCGGGUGGGUGCCCCCCAAAGGCUCCUGCCAAGGCGCCUGCAGUCACGUGCUCGCCGCGCCCGGCCCGCGCGGGCCCCGAUGUGGGAAAGGUUCCCCGGGAGGCCCGUGGCCAGGCCUGAGCCCCCGCCGCCAUGGCCAUCGUGCACACUCGGCCGCUGCCCCUGGAGCCCACCCCUGAGGCUGCCACAGCCCCCCACGCCCCAGCCAUGGGCAGCGUGAGCAGCCUGAUCUCCGGGCGGCCCUGCCCAGGGGGCACGGCGCCACCACGCCACCACGGCCCCCCAGGGCCCACCUUCUUCCGCCAGCAGGAUGGGCUCCUGCGGGGCGGUUAUGAAGCGCAGGAGCCUCUGUGCCCGGCUGUGCCCCCCAGGAAGGCUGUCCCCACCACCACCUUCACCUACAUCAACGAGGACUUCCGGAGCGAGUCCCCCGCCAGCCCCAGCAGCGACAUCGAAGACGCCCGAGAGCAACGGGCACGCAACGCCCACCUGCGCGGCCCCCCACCCAAGCUCGUCCCGGUCUCUGGGAAGCUGGAGAAGAACAUGGAGAAGAUCCUGAUCCGCCCCACGGCCUUCAAGCCUGUCGUGCCCAAACCGCGAGGGGCCCCGUCUCUGCCCGGCUUCCUGGGGCCUCGGGCCGCCGGACUGUCGGGGAGCCAGGGGAGCCUCACCCAGCUGUUCGGGGGGCCCGCCUCCUCCUCCUCUUCCUCUUCUUCCUCGGCUGCUGACAAACCCCUGGCCCUGAGCGGCUGGACCAGCGGCUGCCCAUCGGGGACGCUCUCUGACUCCGGCCGGAACUCACUGUCCAGCCUGCCCACUUACAGCACCGGGGGCACCGAGCCAGCCACCCACUCCCCGGGUGGCCACCUGCCCUCCCAUGGCCCUGGGCGGGGGGCACUGCCAGGGCCCACCCGAGGGGCCCCGACCGGGCCCUCCCACUCAGACAGUGGUCGAUCUUCGUCCAGCAAGAGCACCGGCUCCCUGGGAGGCCGGGGACCCGGGGGGCUCUCAGGAGGGGCCCCUCGUGCCUCCCCCGACAGCAGUUCCUGUGGGGAGCGCUCCCCCCUCCCCCCGCCACCACCACCGCCACCUUCCAACGAGGCCCUGCUGCACUGUGUCCUGGAAGGGAAGCUCCGUGACCGCGAGGCGCAGCUCCAGCAGCUCCGGGACAGUCUGGACGAGAGUGAGGCUACCAUGUGUCAGGUGUCCGAAGAGCGGCAGCGACCCUGGCCGCGGGAGCGCGAGGCCCUGCGGGAAGACGGUGCCGCCCAGACCCAGCGGGCCCAGCGGGCCCAGCAGCUGCUGCAGCUGCAGGUGUUCCAGCUGCAGCAGGAGAAGCGGCAGCUGCAGGAUGACUUUGCGCAGCUGCUGCAGGAGCGGGAACAGCUGGAGCGACGCUGCGCCACCUUUGAGCGGGAGCAGCGGGAGCUCGGGCCUCGGCUGGAGGAGACCAAGUGGGAGGUCUGCCAGAAGUCGGGCGAAAUCUCCUUGCUGAAGCAGCAGCUGAAGGAGUCGCAGGCCGAGCUGGUGCAGAAGGGCAGUGAGCUGGUGGCCCUGCGGGUGGCGCUGCGGGAGGCCCGGGCAGCGCUGCGGGUCAGCGAGGGCCGGAUGCGGGGCCUCCAGGAAGCGGCCCAGGCCCGGGAGCUGGAGCUGGAGGCCUGUUCCCAGGAGCUGCAGCGGCACCGCCAGGACGCCGAGCGGCUGCGGGAGAAGGCGGGGCAGCUGGACACCGAGGCGGCUGGCCUCCGGGAGCCGCCCGGGCCGUCAUCGUCGUCAUCCUCCUCCGGGGCCGCAGACCCCUUCCUGCUGGCCGAGAGCGACGAGGCCAAGGUGCAGCGGGUCGUGGCCGGGGUCGGGGGCAGCCUGCGGGCCCAGGUGGAGCGGCUGCGGGGAGAGCUGCAGAGGGAGCGGCGGCGGGGCGAGGAGCAGCGGGACAGCUUCGAGGGGGAGCGACUGGCCUGGCAGGCUGAGAAGGAGCAGGUGAUCCGCUACCAGAAGCAACUGCAGCACAACUACAUCCAGAUGUACCGGCGCAACCGGCAGCUGGAGCAGGAGCUGCAGCAGCUCAGCCUGGAGCUGGAGGCCCGGGAGCUGGCGGAGCUGGGCCUGGCCGAGCCGGCGCCCUGCAUCUGCCUGGAGGAGAUCACUGCCACGGAAAUCUAGGGUCGGCCGGCGCUGCAGGGAGCUUUGGGGUCCACCCAGGGCCCCAGGGCCCACCAGUGGUGCCACUAUGGGAUCCAGCCUUCUGCUUCUGCCAAGCGUGUGGGGCUACCCUGUGGCUUGAAGGAGCCAGAGCAGACCCCGUGAAGGUCCCCCGUGUUCACGGUCACCCAGAGCUACACCCCCGUGUCACAGCCCCGGCUGCUGCCAGUGCCACUAC
Sorex fumeus (smoky shrew) is the source of this 2456-nucleotide messenger RNA. RefSeq names its product leucine zipper tumor suppressor 2 (gene LZTS2). The transcript is spliced from 5 exons. Gene Ontology annotation, biological process: negative regulation of canonical Wnt signaling pathway; cell division. Bases 209 to 2239 code for a protein of 676 amino acids. The record is from RefSeq and is a predicted model, not a curated record. NCBI's taxonomy places the organism in Eukaryota, Metazoa, Chordata, Mammalia, Eulipotyphla, Soricidae.